Molecule: messenger RNA, 2410 nt
Organism: Coccidioides posadasii C735 delta SOWgp
Lineage: Eukaryota; Fungi; Ascomycota; Eurotiomycetes; Onygenales; Onygenaceae
Molecular function (GO): metal ion binding; ATP binding
Source: RefSeq, a predicted model, not a curated record
AUCAUACCUCGCCGUAGCAUUUGUUCUUACCAUCAUUUUCGGCGAUCUCACUUUCGUGAGUGAUUCAAUCGUCCACUGAGGAUCCCAGGCUCACGCUCACAAACGCCUGGCAGGAACAUGUCCAACGUUAUCGUUGUUAGGGGUGAAGACAACCACGAAGCUCGAUUCCGCUGCAGCUGGUGCACGAGAGAUGAUAUCACUACCGACGCGUCGGGUAUCACCAGCUGGCAAAACAUAGACGUCUUCUUCAGAGAAAUCUCGAGGUCGACUGGCUUUUCAUGGGUGAAGAAACCGGAAAGCGCUUGCCUUUCUAUCGAGCUAUCCGCCGACAAGCACCAGCAAAUCCAUGAAGAAGACCUUGGCUGCACUGCCGCGUUCCAAUUUGCCCUCGACUGCCUCUCAGCUGCCAGUCAUGACGAUGAUCACGAGAGUGUCGCCCGGCUCGUCGUACCGCGAUCUAGUGGGUAUAUCGUACGCUCUGACAUCAUGUCCUUACGUCUCCUCGGCUGCUCUCUGGUGAAGAGUGUCGCCAGCUUUGCCAAACCACAGCAGUUCUUUGACGGCAAGCCCAUCAACGUCGAUGUCUUCCCGAGUGCUUUUGCGAAAUCGAUUGGAGGCGUUCUCUUGAUGAAGAGGAAGACAAAACAGCACGCCAAUUCGAAUGGUAAAAUUGGCAAUGGAAUUGUCGCCCUUGACUCACUACUGUCUUCUUUGGAUCACGAAUUGCGCAAUCGUUUGUCGUUCCCUUGGUUGUCCACGCAGCCCCCGGCCGAACGACGACCCACCCUAGCCAUCGUCGACGGUGGCCUUCGAGGUCCUGACGACGGAGGAACGGGAGGGAGCAUAUACAUGGCGGCCGAAGCUCUGGGAAUCGACAUGGUCGUGUUGGACAAUCCCGGGCACUGGGUGAAUGGUCCGAAAUACCGCCAUUGGCGCAAAGCUUUCGUUCCUCUCGAACUUCAGCUCGAACCUGAUGCUGGAUUUUCCAAUCGUAUUGCGGACGCGGUACGUUCGUAUGAAGGCCACAUCGAUGGAAUUCUGACCUUUCGCGAUCAUUACAAGGUUCCCGUUGCCGAAGCUGCUGUGCAACUCUCUUUACCGACAUAUCCUCCAUCGGCCUACGUCAUUGCCACGGACAAAUUCAAGACGAGUGUGUCCGAAGGUCACAUCGCAUAUCAAGCAUCUAGCGCCGAGCAAGCCGUCAAAAUUGUGCAAGAGCACCAUCUAGAAUUCCCGUUGAUUAUCAAGCCAUGCAAUGGCUUCCUUUCCGAGGGUGUCUUCCGCGUCGAGAACCUCUCGCAGCUCGAGGCGGGUGCACAGGCCAUCGACACCGAUCGACACGGGAAAGAAUUUGUAAUCGAAAAGUACUGCGAGGGACCCGAAGUCGAUGCCAACGUGGUGCUCUGCGACGGAGAGGUGAUAUUCUUCGAAGUAUCGGACGAUUUCCCGAAGGGCGCCGACGCCAACAGCCACGGCACUGUUAAGAACUUCAUCGAGCUUGCCAAUGUCCUGCCAUCUGCGCUGCCUGAGCACGAGCAGGCCCUGCUGCGAGAUUCGCUUCGUCAAAGCUUAGUUCGGAUGGGGUUCCUAGACGGAUUCUUUCACCUCGAGGCGCGCGUGGAGAACUCCAGCAUGGAAUACGGUACCAAAAAUCAAGUUUUGGACUUGAGAAUGCGUGACAAUGUCGAGAAAGGGACACCAGCACCAGCGGCCUGGUUGAUCGAAGUCAAUCCACGGCCACCAGGAAUCCAAGCUUCCGAAGCGGCCAGACAUACUUAUGGUGUUGAUUAUUUCGGCCUCGGCCUGCUGUUCGCUCUCGACGACAAGCCUCGGGCCAAGCAGCUUUCACACGCGUUUGCCCAAGGGCCGCAGUAUUGGUGCGAAAUGGUCUUCAUCCCCGUGGAGAAAGGUGGUGUGUAUGAAUCUGGCGAUGUGUGUGAGGAGCUCUUUGCUCGACGGCCUGAUCUGGUCGAUCAUGUUUCGGGAAGCUUCUGUUUUCUCAAGAAGGGAGACCAUGUGGCGGAUCCCUUAAAGACAGGGCUCAACUCAUGGGUGGCGUAUUUCAACGUCUAUUCGAGAGAGAGUCGCGAGCAUGUGUUGGAACUGGCCGACUGUGUGAGACGCGAGGUAAGAUUCUCUAUCGUAUGAGGACAAUGACGGCCUCGCAAGGACAUAUAGGUUAUGCAGCCACGUCAUGUACAGCGUACAGUGUAAGAUAGAGCUCUCUAGCGAUGUGCUUCUAUCCAGCUACUGAAGAUGCAGGAUGCAAGUGGUUGAGGAGGAGGAAUCUUCCCCAGUACAUUUUAGGGUUUGGCCAACCCCCUCAAGUCCAUCGCCAAAACCCCCCCAACCUCUCUCUUACAUUACAACUACUCAAACAAUACUCAUAUACUGAAUGAGGAAUGCAAGA